GAGAAUAGAUUUGAACAUAAUAAAGUCAGCCGUUUCUCAUACAAUAGCAAAAACCGCUUUAUGACAUGACAUGACAUUUACAUAGGAACUCUUUAAUUUUUACACAAAAUCGAAUAAAAAACUAAAAGACAUUAUAUCAAUAUCAGUGACGCAACGUCACCGGUUGCGACAGCGAAACCCUUGGAAUGUUGUCGAACUUCUCCUCUUUGCCAAUAAAAUGUUCAACAUUCGGCCUCUCUGUGAGAACGACGUACAAUUGUACUCGUAUCGGUAACCGCGACUGGGUGGGUCACGGCGUCAAUGGUAUGGCUAACUACAAGGAUGAUGCCCAUUUCCCGUUCCCUGCUGUGCGGUUCAAAGAGAACACCAGAGACAUCUGUGCCCUUCGCGACAGAGAGAGGUGUGACUGGCGCACUCUGUGCAUCGAAGAGAAGAAGGCGCUGUAUCGUGCCUCCUUCUGCCAGACGUUUGCAGAGUUUCAAGCGCCCACCGGUCAGUGGAAGUUCUGUCUGGGAUGGGCGCUCUUUGCUACGUCUUUUUGCUUUUGGAUGAUCAUGUUCUCCCGCCGUUAUGUAUGGGAACCUCUACCGAGCUCGUUCUCGAAGGAAUCGCAGAAGGCUCAACUUCGAAGAAUGCUCGAGCUACGCGUUGCACCGAUUGAUGGGCUUUCCUCGCGUUGGGACUACGACAACGAUCGAUGGAAGAAAUAAUUCUUGCAGUGAUUAAGCCAGAAGUGACGUUAUUUAAUUAUUAUUUUAAUUAUCAUUUAAUUUAAACUUGUUUGAAAAGCUUAUUUAGUUUAUUGGUCAUAUUAAAAUAAAUGCUAUUCUUUU
Molecule: messenger RNA, 833 nt
Organism: Pieris brassicae (large cabbage white)
Lineage: Eukaryota; Metazoa; Arthropoda; Insecta; Lepidoptera; Pieridae
Product: cytochrome c oxidase subunit 4 isoform 1, mitochondrial-like
Exons: 4
Coding region: 186-710 (174 amino acids)
Biological process (GO): mitochondrial electron transport, cytochrome c to oxygen
Source: RefSeq, a predicted model, not a curated record